UUAUGCCUUGACUUACCUUAGACUUUCAGAGCCACUAAUUCGCGCGGGCCAAUUUGUUAUAAAGUGAUUCGAUCAUUUGUUAGAUAAUUAUAACUUUAAAACUGUCAAUCAAAGUGUACGUUUAAAUUUGAAAACUAUUAUCAAAUUUGAACCAGUGAAUUUUUAAAAGAAAACACAAAAUCUAGUGAAAGUUUUAUUCAAAGUUGAAUUAUUAAAUCCUUCAUCAUUAAAAGAUCUAACAAAAGUCAAAUGAAGCAACUGGAAAGAAAGAGGGAGGUUUGACAGUCUGAAAGGACUGGGAGUGAAAGAAAAUAAUGGUGUUUUUUACGAGGAAUAUAAUUUUAACUUCACCAUGGGCAUUCAUCGCACUAGUUUUCCUCCUAUUGGGAACUUCUAGUUCUACAGCUAUUCACAAGGCAGACCGAGAUCACUGUAACAAAACAGUGGACAUCUACGAGGAUGUAUCAAGUCCAGCUGUGACUUCAGCUACAUGGGGAAAGCCUUUAACAUGUUCGUAUCGGUUUAAGGCGAUUCGUGGAACACCUAGAGACUGGAUUCUCCGAGUACGUUUUAAAAAAUUCAAAGUUGGAGUACUUGCUAAUGCUACCCACUGUCUUGGAGGCUAUUUACAAAUAAUCGAUGGUAAUACGAAGACGCUAGUAAGUAACCGGAAGGCCCCUGGUGUCUUUUGUGGCGAGUCUGAACAACCCCAGACUUUCAUAUCUGAGACAAGUUUCGUCAAAGUCCUCUUUCAUGCAGAUAAUUUUACAGACCAGACUUACUUCAGCUUUGAUUCAAGAGCUGAGCAGCAAUUUGAGGUUUAUCUACGGUAUGGUCAACAUCCUGAACUCUAUCCUAAUCGUCGAGGCAUGGUAGUACCAGGGAGUUACUGUGAGCGAGAUUUCAAAGAUUGUCGACUUCAGACAUGCUAUGUACAGAGCCCUGCAUAUCCUGGAAUCUAUCCUCGAGCGUUGCACUGCAAAUAUAGACUUAAUACCAGACAACCCUUCAUCAAGUUGUAUAUUGAAAAUGAGGAAUUCAACAUAGAUGGUCAGCGAUGUGAGAACAUCAUGACCUGUCCAAUGCGACCAAUAAGUUCUGGAUCCCAACACUGCCCUUACGACUACAUUCGAGUAUACGAUGGUAAAAAUGAAACAGCACCGGUUAUUGGAACUUUUUGUGGAAUGGGUAAAUUUCCGUACAGUAUCAUUGGAACAAGUGCUGAUUUAUACGUUGAGUUUGUCUCAUCGCCAGCAGGACCACUUCUGAAUACUGGAUUCCAUUUUAACGUGGGAAAUUGGCCAGCACAUGUUGAGACAGCUGGAGUGAAAAAUGGUAGCUGUGAUUGGCUUUUAAGUAGUGAAUCACUGACAACUGGAAGUGAAGGUAUUUUUCUAUCAGUAGCACAUUGGUAUCCCCCUCACACUAGCUGUACAUAUCUGCUACGAGGUCGACCUGGAGAAAUAGCGCGACUUUAUUUUCCCAGUUUCCGGGUCAAUAGAAUUGAAUCACCCAUUUUACCGUAUGAUGGUGAUUGCGGUGAGAGUCUCACUUUGUAUGACGCUAAUUGGCCAGAUGACGCAAGAAUUAUUAAGACAUUCUGCGACACCUUUAGUAAACCCAUGGAGAAACACGACUUUGUGUCAACUUCUAAUUCAAUGUUUGUGAGAUUUGAAAGCAAAACUGGUAGCUAUUCAGGUAGUUCUCUUUAUUACUGGGCACAUUAUGACUUUUUUAACGCGACGAGAUUUGGUGAGCCAGUACCUAAUACAGAGUGUGAUGAAGUUUUUGCCUCUUGGAAGACCCAAUCGGGUCGACUACGGUCUCCUCUGAAUACUCUAUUGUACAAACGUCUUGGUGACCCACCAAAUGAUUUAUCAUGUACCUACACAUUCUUGACAGAUAAGAGACUUUUUGCUAGAGUAAUUUUGACUAUUGAAUCAGUAAGUUUCAAGGAUAAUCCCUAUGCUCAGUGUAAUCAUUGUUGGGACAGUCGUGCUGAUAAGAUAAUUGUGCGAGAACCAAAUCCAGAAGCUGGAAAAGGUCAUUGUCUGUGUAAAUUAUCACCUCUAGCAUCUCCACUUAAGAUAGUUUCACGAGGAGAAAAACUAGAACUAAAGUUUUUCGUAGAUGGAAGUCAUGCCGCACCUAGUUACUUCAAACAAUCAUCAGCACUCUUCCAAGCUAGAUACGAGUUUGUUCACAGUCCACUUUGUGGUGCAGCUCUCUUACCACCUACAACGGACGGGGAGAUUGAGUUUCCUAGUUAUGAGGCACUUAGUUACGUCACUCCUCCACGGUCGAUCAAGUGCAUUUGGGAGCUGAGAGUCAAUCCGGACAAGGAUUUGUGGCUACACUUUGAUAAGAUUAAAUUUGCAUCACGUUCCUGCGAAGAUGGCAAGCUCGAAAUAUUCCUGGCAGGCACAAUGGAACCCUACUUGUCUAUCUGUGGUGAAAAUGUCAGUUAUGUCCGAGAAAUGCCGAUAUUUUCAGCAACACAAUUGGGUCAACCUAGAGUACCCGACGGCGAACCUCCACCAGUUGUUAUACAAUUGACUGGAUCGAUGGCACCGGCAAGAGUAGCGUUCAAAAUAGCAUGGACAGAACUCUUUCGUCUACCAAGAGAUAGCAGUGGUCAACUCAAUACUCAAAAGCUUGAAGAAUGUGGAUUUCAAUGUCCUGGCAAUACAGGAUGUGUACCGGAGCGCCUUCUUUGUAAUGGAGUUGUCAAUUGUCCAACAACCAAUUUACCCUUGGGUACUUUAAACGCCAGUUUGUAUGAACCUGACGACGAAUCCAUUGAGACAUGUGGAGGACCCAUGACUGGCACCAAUGGAGGUGUUGUUGGAGCAGCAGGAUGGGCUGGUGCAGGUUUGGGUGCUGGUUUGGCCAUUAUCGUCGCUCUUACAUGUCUUGUGGCCGUUUGUCGAUUCUGUCGACGUCGGUCUCGUUCAAGAGAUAUUCAUGUACCAUACUAGUGCUCUCUAAACCAAUGUGUUCGCCGAGGAUAAUCCCUUGGACAGUUCCAGUUACCGUGAUACAAUCGUUGAUUAAUCCACUUUCAUACUAUGUUGCUGUACAUAUCUUUCUUUAAUGAUGAGUAUACAAUACAUAUAUACUUGACAAAGAUACAAUCAGUGAGUGAAUAAUUUGAUGAUUGAGUAGUUUAACAUUAUCCGAGUGAUACAACGACAUAAUAUACUGUGAAUAAAUAUAUGUAUGAAAAUCUAAUAUUCUGAACAUUAUAAAUAUUCAAGAAAAAUCUUUAGCUAUUUCUGUCUGGAGAAUGAUAACGGCAAGUAAAAUGAAAUUCCGUCGAGGAAGAUAAGAUUCUAAUAAAUCAAUUUUAGAGUAGUAGAAGCUGUAAUUUAAAUUUUCACCAGGCAACGAAAUGUUUCAUAAUAUUUAAAGUGGGCGGACUCCGACAAUAAAUCAGACACCGCCAAUAAUUCAAGUAAGUAAUUAAUAAAACAAAUAAACUAUUGAAUUUUAAAAAAUAUACAUACAUAAAAUAUGAUUAAUCUCUUGAACAAAAAUAAAAAAAAAUGAGCAAAAAAAAAACAAAACUUGUAUUGGAAAUUUUCCUGCUUGUACAUAAUUCCCCUUGCAAAAUUGAAUUAUAGAAAUUUACUGGUCACGAUGAAAAAAAUGAGUAAUUAGAUUUCUCAUCAAAGCUGUUAAAUAAAUUUUGCGAGAAAUUAAUUAU
Molecule: messenger RNA, 3706 nt
Organism: Chelonus insularis
Lineage: Eukaryota; Metazoa; Arthropoda; Insecta; Hymenoptera; Braconidae
Exons: 4
Coding region: 315-2978 (887 amino acids)
Cellular component (GO): plasma membrane
Source: RefSeq, a predicted model, not a curated record